CGAUUCCUGCAUAACAUUUUAGUAGGAAAUUAGUCCAUGGGAGUCGUUAGGUCUGACCACUUGGGGCUAUAGCCCCACGUAUUUUCCGUCUACCCGAUGCCUAUCUUCCUUUAAAAAAAGGCCAAACUCCGGCAUGGCGGUAAACGAGGGGGACGAGGCGACCGUCUCUCUUGUAGACGUCCUGGAGGAAGACGAGGAAUUGGAAAACGAGGCGUCGGCAGUGCUGGGCGGUAGCGACUCGGAGAAGUGUUCAUAUCCCGAGGGCUAUGUGAAGCGACAGGCGCUGUAUGCAUGCAACACGUGCACGCCGACAGGUGGAGAGCCGGCCGGAGUCUGUCUUGCCUGCUCCUACACAUGCCACGAGGGCCACGAGCUUUUUGAGCUCUACACCAAAAGGAACUUCCGCUGUGAUUGUGGGAAUUCCAAGUUCAAAGACUUUGAGUGCAAGCUAUGUCCCGAAAAAGAUCAACUGAACACUGACAACAAAUACAGCCACAAUUUCUUUGGCUUGUAUUGUAUCUGCAACAGGCCGUACCCGGAUCUAGAGGACCAGAUUCCAGAUGAGAUGAUUCAGUGCAUCGUUUGCGAGGACUGGUUCCACGGGAGACACCUGGGUUGCAGGGUGGCAGAAGGGGUGGAAAUGCAGGAGAUGGUUUGCGAGACCUGUAUGAACAAGGCACCUUUCUUGUGGACCUACGCCACCCAUCUGGCAGUGAACUCAGUCAAGGUAGAUGAUGAGAUAACGGAAGAGAAGGUGGUUGUGAAGAAGGAGGAUUUUGACAGCAGCUGUAGGAAUGGCACAGAGGAACCCUCGACCAGCCUGCAAUGUCAGGAGGAAGAGAAGGUCCAGGCCAAUAGAGCCAUAUCUGGCAAGCGAAAACACCAGGAAGUGGAGGGUUCAGCAGUGCAUUGCAGGCUGACGGAACUGGAGGCCCGGAUACUGUCCAGGCCAAGGGAGGGAGCCGUCUUCUGGCCUCAGUUCUGGCGCUCCAGACUAUGCACCUGCACCAACUGCAAGGCGGUCUACACAGAUGUGGGGGUGCCCUUCCUGCUAGAUGAGUCAGACACAGUCCUAGCCUAUGAGAACAAGGGAAAGACAACAGAUCAGGAGGACAUGUCUGAGGGUCGUGACCCACUAAUGUCAGCACUCAACACGCUGGACCGUGUGCAGCAGCUGGAGAUCAUCUAUGAGUACAAUGAUAUGAAGACAGAGCUGAAGGAGUAUCUGCAGAGGUUUGCACAUGAAGGAAAGGUGGUGACCCCUGAAGACAUCCAGCGCUUCUUUGAGGAGCAGCAGAGCCGGAAAAGGCGGCGAGCCAAUGCUGGCCAGUACUACUGCAGCUGAAGAAGCAUUGCACCAUACAAUCUUUCCAUGUCCACCAAGCCGGAACCCCAGCUUUUAAUAUUACUGCCAUUACAACAAUGCCAGUAUAACUUACUACUCUCCCUGUCCUGCUAUUCUACUUGUGCUUUUAAAUAAAAAUGCAGUCAGUAUCUCCAAGGUUGUGCAUCCCACCUGUUAUGGUAAUAAUUUAAAAGAGCACAAAAAUGUGUGUGGUGUCCCUUUCCGGAAGACUUUCCAGCUGGAAGAGCAAGUAGUGAUGGUAAAAUUAAAAAACCAUGUAAGUGGACCAAAAUGGAAACUUCGUUAGUGACUUGCUUUGGUUUGCCAGAGGCAGGUUCUCCCUGUUUCUGCAGUUCUUCACUGGUGUGUUUUGAAGUAAGAAAUUACUGUUAUUGUAAAUAGCUCUGUCCCAACUGGUUUUUUCCAGAUUCUUGGACCAACUACACAUCCUCUCAGAGGACUGGUUUGUCAUCAUGUCUGCUAUUCCCAUGACACAGAGUGUUGGAAAGCAUCAUGGGAUCAUGUAUCAUUUUUUGUCCCACUCCUUGUCCCUGCAUUUGAACUUGUGGUGUCUCCAUUUCUGUGUGUGACAAUUUGAGAAAUAAAGUUGAAUGAUGUAACGAG
Brienomyrus brachyistius is the source of this 1969-nucleotide messenger RNA. Its product is annotated as putative E3 ubiquitin-protein ligase UBR7. The record is from RefSeq and is a predicted model, not a curated record. Bases 134 to 1345 code for a protein of 403 amino acids. NCBI's taxonomy places the organism in Eukaryota, Metazoa, Chordata, Actinopteri, Osteoglossiformes, Mormyridae. Gene Ontology annotation, cellular component: cytoplasm. The transcript is spliced from 12 exons. Gene Ontology annotation, molecular function: ubiquitin protein ligase activity; zinc ion binding.